This is a messenger RNA of Belonocnema kinseyi, 800 nucleotides long. RefSeq lists its product as uncharacterized. The record is from RefSeq and is a predicted model, not a curated record. The transcript has 3 exons. NCBI's taxonomy places the organism in Eukaryota, Metazoa, Arthropoda, Insecta, Hymenoptera, Cynipidae. Bases 16 to 564 code for a protein of 182 amino acids.
UUUCAAGCAUUCCAAAUGAAUAAAUAUCCGAGUACGUGCUUUCAGAUGAUGAUGGCUGUCAUGGGCAUUGUCUGUUUCAUUUUCCUGAUUUUUCCUAAUCCUAUUGAACCAAGAAAAACACCGCCGCAAGAGAGAAUCCCUACGCGCAGAAUGAAAAUUAAAUAUGUCGAACGUCAACAAAAUUGGUUUGUUAAUUUGGAGGAAGAUAUCUAUCAGGUAUUAGUGAUAACAGAAAACAAUAAGGAGUACAUAGUAGGAAUAUACCUGGACGAAAAUUUGUUUCCAAUCGGGGAUGACGUCAAUAAGAAGCAAAAGAGAAUUAAAGUAGACGUAAGUUCGGGACUUAAUAUAGAAAUGAAGGUAACUGAAGAUAUGAAUAAACUAUUUAUUAACACCAAAAUAUCUGAGAAAAUCUGGAAAGCCUGGAAUGAACAAAAAGUUUGGGCACGUAAUGGCCCCGGCGAGGUUUUCCCAGCGCAAUCCUCAAAGGCACCUAACCGCUGGCGCUGGUUCUCACGAUUCGCAUCGCCAGCUAACAAAAAUAAUCCUAGUGUCCAGGUAUAGAAUCCAGAAGUAGCUUUUUCUGUAUAUUUUGUUGUGAAAAUAUAUAGGGAUAGGAGAAAAUAAAAUAAUCCCGGAUCAGAUUUUUCAUAACUUUGGAUUAGGGCUAAUGCAGCUUUGGCCUAUCAUUGCUCUAGCCCUGGCCAGUAAUUGUAUUUGCUCUAAUUCAAUCGUUAUUAUCAUGUUUGGCACUUGCAUAUCAAUGGAUCUUUUGAAUAAAUAAUGGAUUUUAUUUUGAA